CCUGACAGCUUAGAUGCCUCUUGGUUGCCUCAGCUACAAACAUCACUCGCAACGCCCACGCGUCCCGUCGAGGGAGUUGCUUCCCACUUGACGUCUAGUGAUGCACGAUGGGGCAUGUCGAACUAUGGACAAAGCCAACGAGCACCAGUGCUACAGCCGAUGGGUAGACACAGGCUAAUCAGUACAGCUCGCCUGGAGCAUGCAGAGAGAGAGAGAAGUCUGCCGCCGGUGGCGACACCUGCUCAGAGCCUGGAAACUGCGGACCUGGCAGGAAACCGGACAAUGAGACGGCGGAUUCCGUCACCUCGCCUGCUCGGACGGCCAUACAACCGGCCCGGAAAUGAUAAGAGGAUGGUUGGAGGUGAAUGCGGUGGCAACAUUGGCUGUGGCAGCAGUGAGGGUUAUGGCAACAGCGGAGGCGUAGGAAGACAGAUUAACCGGAUUCAAUCCAUCUGGGCAGUUGUUCCCAAGGCACAGGAGGAGUUGGACACUCCAGAGUCCGAGGCGACCAGUCAAAGGAGUGGAGUUCACAGACCACAGAGUAAGUGUCGAAAGACAUGUUAG
Messenger RNA from Protopolystoma xenopodis, 564 nucleotides. The record is from the annotation of a GenBank genome assembly. NCBI's taxonomy places the organism in Eukaryota, Metazoa, Platyhelminthes, Monogenea, Polystomatidea, Polystomatidae.